AUGAUGUAUUUUCUUCUAGAAUUGCUUAAAAAUGAUUUAUUUGUUUGGUUCACUAUUAUCGGAACCGUUUUAUAUUUCCUGUUAACCAAAAAUCAUGGUUACUGGGCUUCACGAAAUGUUAAAUUCAUUCGUCCGCUUCCAUUCUUCGGAAAUUCUUUCUCAUCAACCUUCAGUAUUGAACCGAGCCACAAAAUACAACAAGAGCAAUAUAAUUACUUAAAAGGUCAACCAUAUGGAGGAGUUUGGGGCUUCUGGAAACCUAAAUUGCUACUUCUUGACCCACAAAUUAUUGAGCAAAUUAUGAUAAAAGACUUCUCGUAUUUCACCGACCGUGAUUCGGCUUCUAAUGCUAACAGCUCAGAUCCUUUGUCAAACCACUUGGUCAACAAAACCGGAAAUGAUUGGAAGAUCCUCAGGACCAAACUCACUCCUGUCUUCAGCUCUGGCAAACUGAAGACAAUGAUACAACAAAUAAUGGAAUGUUCAGAUGCUUGUGUUGAACAAAUAGCUCAAAAAAUAGCUACUGGAAAGCCUUUCGAGGUAAGGGAGGAGAUGGCUGGCUUCACAAUGGAUGUCAUUGGUUCAUGUGCGUUCGGUUUAAACUUAAACGCUAUAAAUGAUCCUGAUUCUCAAUUCAAGAAAAUGGGUCAGGUGAUAUUUGCACCAUCGAGAAAGACUAAGCUGUUCCGAUCAUUGAGUAUGCAUUUCGGCUUCGUGCUCAAAUGGUUUCGCAGGAGUACGCUCAGUGCCUUCGGCGCAUUUUUUAUUAACACUGUAAUGGGUAUCGUCAAGUACAGAGAAGAAAACAAUUUUCACAGAAGUGACUUUAUUCAACUGAUGAUGGAAGUAAGAAAGGAAGAAGAGAAGCAAUUGAAGGAUGGCACUAUUUCAAAAAUUGUAAUGGAUGAUAAUACAAUAACUUCAAACUCUUUUGUUUUCCUUCUGGCUGGAUACGAGACAACUGCAACAACAUUAGGCUAUGUAUUUUAUGAACUUUCUACAAAUCCUGAAAUACAGGAAAAGGUUUAUAAAGAAGUAGAGGGCGUCUUUAAAAAGCAUAAUGGCGAAAUAACGUGGGAAGCAUUAAAUGAAAUGAAGUAUGUUGAGAUGGUGAUAACAGAGACACUAAGAAAACAUCCACCUGUCAUAGCUUUAUCACGUAAAUCAGUAAAGCCUUACAAAAUUCCUAACACUGAUUUGGAACUGCCCAAAGGAUUUAUUACAAUCAUACCAGUAUAUUCAAUUCAUCACGACCCUAGGUAUUACCCAGAUCCAGAGAAGUUUGAACCAGAAAGGUUUUCAGAAGAAAACAAACACAAAUUAGUCAAAAGCACAUAUUUACCUUUUGGUGAUGGGCCUAGAAUAUGCAUAGGUUUGAGAUUUGCAAGAAUGGAAAUGAAAAUAGCCAUUGCAAAACUAAUUAUGAAGUACAAAUUAAGUUUGAAUUCAAAAACAAUUACACCACUCCAAUACUCGUCAAAAACUCUCUUUUUGGUACCUGUUGGUGGAUUAUGGGUUGACUUUAUUCCAAGAAAUAAUCAGGAAAAAUAG
Nezara viridula (southern green stink bug) is the source of this 1551-nucleotide messenger RNA. Lineage: Eukaryota; Metazoa; Arthropoda; Insecta; Hemiptera; Pentatomidae. The record is from the annotation of a GenBank genome assembly.